AUGGCGGGACGUCGUCCCACGGGGCUCCGGGUGGCCUGGCUGGAGAAGAGGGUCGGACGAGCGUGGGGUGACCUCGGAGGUCCCAUCCCACCUCACCCACCCCGCGGCUCCGCAAGAAGCGUCGCCGCCGGAGGAACUAUUCGGCCACCACGGAACCGUCUGGAAAACUCAACUCCGGCGGAGGCCAAACAGCUCCGCGGAGCAACCGGAGCCCCCCCGACCCCCCCCCCCCCCUGCACCCACGGGAUAGUCCCGGGAUCACCGGAGCCCCCCCGGGACGCUCCCCUUAACUCCCGGCACCACCGGAGCCCCCCCCCCCCCCGGGACACCACCGGGACGGUCCCGGGAUCACCGGAGCCCCCCCCCCCGGGACACCCCGCCCUGCACCCCCGCGACCAGCGGGACGGUCCCGGCACCACCGGAGCCCCCCCGGGACGGUCCCGGGACCAGCGGAGCCCCCCCGGGACGCUCCACCCUGCACCCCCGGGACCACCGGGACCCCCGGAGCCCCCCCGGGACGGUCCCGGGACCCCCGGAGCCCCCCCGGGACGCUCCACCCUGCACCCCCGGGACCACCGGGACCGUCCCGGGACCACCGGAGCCCCCCCGGGACGGUCCCGGGACCCCCGGAGCCCCCCCCGGGCCACCCCACCCUGCACCCCCGGGACGGUCCCGGGACCCCCCGGAGCCCCCGGGACGGUCCCGGGACCCCCGAAGCCCCCCCCCCCCGGGACGGUCCCCCUCGACUCCCGAGCCGGCCCCGGGACUCCCGGGACUCCCGGACCCCCCCCCCCCGGCCCCCACCCGUCCCGGUCCCAGUUCUCGGUCCCAGUUCCCAACCCCGGUCCCAGUUCCCAGUUCCCCGGUCCCCGGUCCCAGUUCUCGGUCCCAGUUCCCAACCCCGGUCCCAGUUCCCAGUUCCCCAGUCCCCGGUCCCGGUUCUCGGUCCCAGUUCCCAAUCCCGGUCCCAGCUCCCAGUUCCCCAGUCCCAGUCCUGGUUCUCGGUCCCAGUUCCCAAUCCCGGUCCCGGUUCCCCGGUCCCGGUCCCCGGUUCCCAGUCCCAGUUCCCCAGUCCCAGUCCCAGUUCCCAAUCCCAGUCCCGGUUUCCCAGUCCCAGUCCCAGUUCUCGGUCCCAGUUCCCAAUCCCGGUCCCGGUUCCCCGGUCCCGGUCCCCUGUUCCCAGUCCCAGUUCCCCAGUCCCAGUUCCCAAUCCCAGUCCCGGUUCCCCAGUCCCAGUUCUUGGUCCCAGUUCCCAAUCCCGGUCCCAGUGCCCUGUUCCCAGUCCCGGUUCCCCAGUCCUGGUCCCAGUUCUCGGUCCCAGUUCCCAAUCCCAGUCCCAGUUCUCAGUCCCAGUUCCCAAUCCCGGUCCCAGUCCCCUGUUCCCAGUCCCGGUUCCCCAGUCCCAGUUCUCAGUCCCAGUUCCCAAUCCCAGUCCCGGUUCCCCAGUCCCCAAUCCCAGUCCUGGUUCUUGGUCCCAGUUCCCAAUCCCGGUUCCCUGUUCCCGGUUCCCCAGUCCCUGUCCUGGUUCCUCAGUCCCAGUCCCGGUCCCAGUCCCCUGUUCCUGGUCCCAGUCCCGGUCCCAGUUCCAGUUCUCGGUCCCAGUUCCCAAUCCCGGUCCUGGUCCCCUGA
Messenger RNA from Harpia harpyja (harpy eagle), 1629 nucleotides. Its product is annotated as basic proline-rich protein-like. The coding region runs from base 1 to 1629 and encodes 542 amino acids. Lineage: Eukaryota; Metazoa; Chordata; Aves; Accipitriformes; Accipitridae. The record is from RefSeq and is a predicted model, not a curated record. The transcript has 3 exons.